Messenger RNA from Daktulosphaira vitifoliae (grape phylloxera), 1929 nucleotides. RefSeq lists its product as uncharacterized. The transcript is spliced from 2 exons. The record is from RefSeq and is a predicted model, not a curated record. The coding region runs from base 175 to 1686 and encodes 503 amino acids. NCBI's taxonomy places the organism in Eukaryota, Metazoa, Arthropoda, Insecta, Hemiptera, Phylloxeridae.
GUAAAGGCCAGACUGUAUAGUUCAUUGCGCUCGUAUUACAACUACCGCUACCCAAAUAUAAGUGACGUCAUUGACUAAUUUCAAAUACCAUUCCAAAUACAUAUAUAUAUAUAUAUAUCAUAUUUAUGUCAGUGUUGUAAUUUACAUAAAAAGUAGUUUUAAUAAAAGAAAAAAAUGAUAGCAAAAUUUGAUUUGAUUCUUAUACUUUUUAUUUUUUUAGAAACUACAAAAGCCGGUUGUAUGUGUAAAUCAUCCCAAUCAGAUGUUGCCUAUCAGUUUCCAUGUAAAGCUACAAAAUUAAUGUUGAAAUAUUUUCUUAAUCUAAUACAAUAUUUCAAUACUAUUUUUGAUAUCGACAAUCCUCAAUUAUCAAGUAUCGCUGACCUUAGAGCUCACGGAAAUAGCAUUCAAUUUUGUGGUAAACUUACAAUGUUAAUUCUCGAUGAAUUACGAAAUAAAUACAACUUCCAACAUCAUGAUCAUUUAAUGGUAAUCAAUUUAUAUUUGAACAAUACUUCUGAAAUAGAAAUUAUGUAUAAGAAACCCAACAAAAAUAAAAAUCCACCAAAAAUAGAUCUAGAUAAAGUAAAGAAAAUACUUGUAGAGUUGAAAAAUGGUCAAAAUAUGAUUGUGAAAAAUCUAUCGAGUUUAAUAAAAAAUAUGUGUGUAAAUUAUGCUGACGGUAAUUCUAUUAAUAAAGUCAUAAAAAAUGGCAUGUCGAAAAUAACGAAACGUAUAAGUUUUAAAAGCGGUGUUGAAUUAAAAAUCUUUACCUUAAAAAAUACAUUAGCCAGAAAUCGGCUUAAAAUCCGUAAACUUGUCAAAAAAAGAGAAAGAGACUAUAGAUAUUUGGACUUUCAUCCGAUUAAUUUGUUAUUUUUUAAAUUAUUGUCUAAAAAUAAAAUUAAUGAUAACGUUAUUAAAAUAUUGACUACAGAUAAGAAUAUACAUAAUUACAUUAAUGUGCCUUAUGAGACCAACGAUGAAACUGUAGAUAGCCUAAAUUUAAUUAGUAACAUAAAAAUAUUAAAUAAUACCGGUGUUACGGUAACUUUAGAAAAAUUACUUUCCGAUUAUAUGGUAUUCAAUUAUAACACCGCUAUUAUGAACGAAUUUCAUAAAAUAGUAUUUGCUGCUACUAUUCAACCAUUUUUUGUUGCAAUAGAAACAUAUUAUUAUAUGAUUUCAAUAACUCUUCCUAACAAAGAUAUAAAAAAAAAUUUGAUAUAUGACAUAGGUAAUACCUUAAAUAAAUGUUUUGAAAAAUUUAUUCAAUUGAAUAUUUUUCCUUCUUACAUAUCAAAUGAUUUAAAAGAUAUAAUGAAGUAUUCGAUAUUUUUUGUUAAUCAAAUGGAAUUAAACAAUGUAGUAGUCAAUAAUUUAAAAAAAUUUAAAAAAUUUAAAAAAUUUUCAAAAACCAUGACUAAUAUGAUGAACAUUGAUAAUAUUGAAUAUAAUAUACCGAUCAAGAGUUGUGCAUAUGAAAAUAUAUCUGAUUUAAUUGAAGUAAUUCAAAAAGUUAAAAAUCAGAUUGAAAAGUUGGUAUGGUAUGUAGAAACACUAAAAAAAUAUACAAAUGUGUAUAAAACAGUACUUCGAGUUAUUCCGCCAAAUUUUAAUGCUAAUAACAGAGUUCCAAUAAAUAUAAUCGAUUAUUACCAAUCAAUAAAAACUCAAGUCCAAUAAACAUCUAAUAUGGAAGCUUAUGGGCAAAUUAAAUACAAUAACAUGAUUAAGCCGAAAAUGGAAAUUUUAGUCUCUAAAUGAUAAUAUAAGUAAAAAUUAAAAUAAAGUACUGUGAUUUUUAAAUUUUUGGAAAUGUAAAUAAUGAAAAUAGUCAUUCCUGUCUAACAUUUAUAAAAUAUCAUUAAUGUUAACAUACUAUGGUUAAGGAAUGAAAAAUUGUACAAUAAUUUUUUUGUUUUAUAU